Messenger RNA from Thyridium curvatum, 4380 nucleotides. RefSeq lists its product as uncharacterized. Gene Ontology annotation, biological process: regulation of cell shape. NCBI's taxonomy places the organism in Eukaryota, Fungi, Ascomycota, Sordariomycetes, Thyridiales, Thyridiaceae. Gene Ontology annotation, molecular function: protein binding. The record is from RefSeq and is a predicted model, not a curated record. The transcript is spliced from 4 exons. Bases 1 to 4380 code for a protein of 1459 amino acids.
AUGGCUUUCCUCUUCAAGUCCAAGAAGCACCAGGACAGGGGCCUCUCAAGCCGCGAUGGCCCUCCCCCGAGCGGCAGCCCUCAGACGCCCGUCGGCGGCGCCAGUGCGAGGAUAGCAAGAGAUGAAAAGGGCGCAGGAGCGAGGUCAACCCCUACAGGCAGCGUGAACUCGCUCGAUAAUGAUGGCAGCGGUGCCAGCCCCGACCAGCCCUACGCUCGUCGGGCGCCGAGUCUGGAACAGGGCCCCGGACAGCCGCAACCACCAAGCAGCGAUCUCCAAUUUCGCAAUGGCACCCCAACCAACAACCCAAACUCAGCACUCUAUCCCUGGUCGCAAAGAAGACUCACCUACACCUCGUCGCAUCCGAGUCCCUUUCCCCGCUAUGGCGCCGCCGUCAACUCGACCUCCUCCAAGGAAGGUGACAUCUAUGUCAUGGGAGGCUUGAUCAACAGCCAAACGGUCAAGGGCGAUCUUUGGAUGAUUGAGGCGGGCGGCAACAUGGCUUGCUAUCCGCUCUCCACCACUGCCGAAGGUCCUGGCCCUCGUGUCGGCCAUGCGAGUCUCUUAGUCGGCAACGCUUUCAUCGUCUACGGUGGCGACACCAAGAUUGAUGAGACUGACGUUCUCGACGAGACCCUUUAUCUCCUGAAUACCUCUACGCGGCAAUGGUCCAGGGCGCUCCCCGCCGGCGCGCGACCGUCGGGCCGUUAUGGACACUCGCUCAACAUCCUCGGAUCCAAGAUCUACAUCUUCGGCGGGCAGGUUGAAGGUUACUUUAUGAAUGACCUGUCUGCGUUCGACCUGAAUCAGCUGCAGAUGCCCAACAAUCGGUGGGAGAUGCUCAUCCAGAACAGUGACAGUGGCGGCCCUCCACCCGGCAAAGUCCCACCAGCCAGGACCAACCACUCCGUGGUAACUUACAACGAUAAGAUGUACUUGUUUGGCGGCACCAACGGAUUCCAGUGGUUCAACGAUGUUUGGUGCUAUGAUCCAGCGGUCAAUGCGUGGUCCCAGCUUGAUUGUAUAGGCUACAUUCCGCUGCCGCGCGAAGGCCACGCCGCAGCCCUGGUGGAUGAUGUGAUGUAUAUUUUCGGUGGGCGAACAGAGGAAGGCGCGGACCUGGGUGACCUGGCAGCAUUCCGAAUCAGCUCUCGACGAUGGUAUACUUUCCAGAACAUGGGGCCUUCCCCAUCGCCGCGAUCCGGCCACAGUAUGACCACGGUCGGGAAAUCAGUCGUGGUUGUCGGUGGCGAGCCAAGCUCCGCAGCUACAGCCGUCAAUGAUCUCGGCCUUGUUUACCUUUUGGACACGUCCAAAAUCCGAUACCCGAAUGAUUCCCAGGCACAGGCAAACGCCCAGAAGACCAGGCGUCCUAGUCAGGGCGAAGUAGGUCCCCCCUCUCGGCAGGGUACGUCUCGAGAUGGCUCUCAAGGUCCAUCUGAUACAAGAAGGGGCGCUCCUCGUGAUGUAGCGGCCACGGACAGUCCGACGAACGGGUAUCGGAGCCCCAAUGGGGGUGACUACACCGCAUCGCAAGCUCCAGUUGGUGCAGUCCCCAAACCCCCGCGAAAUGCCGCGGCGUCUCCCCCAGCCGGACCUCCACCACAAGGACAGCCUCCCAAACCCACCAUUAUUCCCCCAUCCGCAAAUCGCUCAAGGAACGCUUCCACGGAACGGGGUGACUAUGCAGCUUCGCCUGCCUCGGCUACCCAGAACCAGUCUCCCGUGACUAGGGAAAUGCUGAAGGAGGUCGACGCGCCUACGGUCAAUGGUAGGAGGACUCCGACCCAGCAACAGGUCAAACCGGCUCCCAGAUCAGAGCCUCCCGCAGUAGAGCUACCCAAGCCGAAGCCGUCCCGUCAGCAACGGGCUCAGGGAUCUGUGGACAGCAGCACUGAACCCGCCUUGAAGACUGUUACACCACGACCAGCGUCGCCGCCGCCGCCUACGAGGCAGACGAGUAAUCCUCUCAAUCGGCGCUCAUCUGGGCGCAAUUCGCAGACAGUUGCACUCCUCAAGGAGUUGGAUUCCGCCAGGAAUCGCAAUGCCUGGUAUGCUUCAGAGCUCGAGCUCGCACGCAAGGGGGGAUAUAUCCCCAAUGCGUCGUUCAGCCCUGUCCUUGAUAGCCAUGCGACAGAGACUUUUGACGAUGACGACAAACCCCUGAUCGAGGCUCUCCUUGCUAUGCGCACUGAACUGGCCAAUGUUCAGAGCUCAGUCGAUAAGCAGGCCGUUCUGGCUGCAAAGCAGAUCGCCGAGGCUGAAAAGCAGCGAGAUGCCGCCAUCCAGGAGGCCGUGUAUGCCAAAGCCAAGCUCGCAGCGCACGGUGGCAGUGCUGCGAAUACUCCUCAGCCAGACGACCGUGAUGAUGAUGACCGCUUCAACGACAUCAGCCGCAAACUGGCAUACUCUCUCAACACCCAGAAAGACUUGCACAGCCAGCUUGAACGCGUGGCAACGGAGCUUGAUGCAGAGAAGAAGGCGCGGAAGCUUGCCGACGACACAGCAAGCGCGGCCGAGAAGCGGAGUAUUGAGCUCGAGAACUACAAGCAACAAACUUCAUCCGAGGUCGAGCGUCUCAAGGCGGAGCUCCACCUGAUUCAGCGCGAGGCUCGAGAACAAGCCGUUACUGCUGCCGAAGCUGUCGCAGCUUCACAACUUCUGCAAGUAGCGAAGAAUGAGCUGCAAAUCAAGUAUGAUGAAGCGGUUGGCAGUUCCAAGGAGCACAGUGAGACGUUCGACUCGCUCCGUGAAGCUCUCACCGCGUCCACCGACAUGAAGAGCCUUCUCGAGCGGAAGCUGGACGAAGAACGACAGAGGCGCGAGGCUGCCGAGGCUGAGCUCAGCAAAUUGAAGACUGAGCACGAGGCACGCAAUGCGGAGAUCGUAUCUAUCAACCAACGCCUCAAAGAUGCACAGGAACUGGCCGAGCAGCAUGCGAACGAAGCACGCACGCACAAGCAGGCCGUCUUGGCCGGUCUGGAGAAGAUGACGACCAGAGAUGUAUCCGCAGCCAGUAAGGGUGACAAUGACCGCAUUAUCGCUCUUCAAGGCCAGCUUUCUGCAGCCAAUGCCUUGGUGAAGCGUUACCAGCAGGAGGCAGAUGCUGCCUCGGACAGGUUGCGGAGUGCCGAGGAGCGCAUUGCUGGCCUGGAGGCUUACCAAGAGCAAACCAGCCGCGACGGCGUCACCAUCCGGCGCCAACUCCAGGCUGCUAUGCGGGAGACCCAGUCCCUGCAAGCCCACAACUCGGACCUGAAGAACCAGCUUGCGAACCAGCAACUCGAGACGAAUGCCAUGGCAGUUCAGCACAGUACUCUGAAGAGCAUCCUGAGCGAGCGUGGCAUCAGCCCGACCUCGGCCGCGAGAGCACGUGGCAGCCCUCGGGAAAUGUCGCCUGGAGGAGCAUCCCGCGUGCGUGACCUAGAACAGCAAUUGACGGCGUCGAUUGCUGCCCACGAGGAGACGAAGCAGCUACUCGCAGCGCAAGCUCAAGAGUCGGAGGGCGCGUACAGGGACAAACUGGCGCAGCUCGAGAACGACUACCAAUCUGCGGUGCACUACGUGAAGGGCACCGAGAAGAUGCUCAAGCAGCUCAAGGAGCAACUCGCUCGCUACAAGGCGGACAACACUCGGCUCAAGGCCGAGGUCGAGGAGCUUGAGGAGAAGACCUCUGCGGGCGCUCCUCGUGAGAUCCCAGCCGAGUGGGAAGGCGAGCGGAAGAGCCUGAUGACCAAGGUUGAAAGCCUGCAGAGCGAUGUCAAGACGACCAAGUCUCAACUGGAGAGCCAGAUCCAGGCUGUGCGCAAGGAGCUUGACGAGGCCAGGCGUGAGCGCGACAUGGUCAAGAAGUCGCAGGAAGAGAACACGACGCUCCUCAAGUCCAGCCGCAAGGAUCUGGAGCAGCUCAGGCAGGAGAACGCCCUGCUGGAGCAGCGGGCUCAGGAUGCUGAGCAAAAGGUGUCGCUUCUCCUAGACCAGGUUGAGCACUCGGUCGACACGUAUCGGCGACGCAGCCGGAACGUGGUCAGCAUGACGUCUGACCAGCUAGAGAAGGCCGGGGCUCUACCCCCAGCAGCCACGCCCUCGACCAACGGCCAGGGGCACCACCGGCAGGAGAGCUCCGAGGCGGGCAGUCUAUAUGGGGGCAUGAGCGAGGCGCGCAAUAGCACCGCGCUCGACAACCUGGCCAACGAGCUGGAGACGCUGCGCAGCCACUGGGAGGCGACCAACAAGAACUACCGCCUCAGCAACACCUUUGAUUUUGAUAACAACGUCAACGCCGGCCCGGGCAAGAAGGGCGGCGACGAGAAUGAUCCCUCCAGCGGCCUGGGGCUCAGCGAGAGCCUGGCUGACUGGAGGAAGCGACUUGAUGAUUAG